Nicotiana attenuata is the source of this 630-nucleotide messenger RNA. RefSeq names its product pectinesterase 2-like. The record is from RefSeq and is a predicted model, not a curated record. NCBI's taxonomy places the organism in Eukaryota, Viridiplantae, Streptophyta, Magnoliopsida, Solanales, Solanaceae. The coding region runs from base 1 to 630 and encodes 209 amino acids. The transcript is spliced from 3 exons. Gene Ontology annotation, biological process: cell wall modification. Gene Ontology annotation, molecular function: pectinesterase inhibitor activity; pectinesterase activity.
AUGGACAAAACCAUAAUAUCAGGGAAUAAAAGCUAUGGAGGUGGCAUCCCGACGUAUUACAGUGCUACCGUAGGGGUGAAUGGGCAAGGAUUCAUGGCGCAAGACGUCACUUUUCGAAACAUUGCCGGAGCUAAGAUGCAACAGGCAGUAGCUUUAAGAGCAACUGCUGAUUUAUGCACCUUCUAUAGGUCACGUAUGCCACUUCCUGGCCAAUAUAUUACCAUCACAGCACAACAGAAAAAUGGUGAGAAAGAAGCAACAGGAUUCGUGUUGCAAAAUUGCACGUUACAGUUAGCAACUCCAGAUGCGGAUAAUGUGACUAUGUAUUUAGGGCGGCCAUGGGGUGACUUGUCAAGUACUGUGAUUAUGCAGAGUUACAUAGACCUAUUGAUAAAUCCAAAAGGGUGGAUAGAGUUUGAGGGAGAGACCCUAGUUCGCCCAUUCUAUAUGGAAUUCAAUAAUACAGGAUCUGGUGCAAACACAACGGAACGUGUGAAGUGGGCGCAUGUCACGAGUGAUCCUAAGGUCGCAUCAAGUUUCACUGUCAGGAAUUUUAUCCAGGGCGACAAAUGGAUACCCUCCACAGUCCCACAUUACUUAGAUCUCAUAAGAAUGCAAAUGACAAAGUAA